Molecule: messenger RNA, 1762 nt
Organism: Jatropha curcas
Lineage: Eukaryota; Viridiplantae; Streptophyta; Magnoliopsida; Malpighiales; Euphorbiaceae
Source: RefSeq, a predicted model, not a curated record
AUUUCUAUUCAAUUCAGUAAAUGGUGUUUAAGGACGGCGUUUUAGAGCAUCAAGAGCUGUGAGGUGUGAUGCUCGACUCUCCGCGGCUGCUAUUAUUCCCGCCCAAAACCCAAACAAAGUAACAAACCAAACCCCUGCAGAGGGUGAAUUACUCUACCGCUGCUAAACCCAUAUUCUGCUAAACAACUUUACCAUUUUCCUUUUGAAAAUCCGAUAAUGGCUUCGGAAGAUGAUACAAGCAUAAGAAAAGUAGAAAUUGAAGAAGAUAUGGAAGGUUCUCAUAUGGAUUCUGGAGAUUACUUCUUCGACAGAAUCGGCAAAUCAAUUCCUAUUGUAAAUGAUCAAUCUAAAUCUCCUCCUCUUUUCGAUUUACAAUCUCCUCCCUCUCGUACCCUCGCCGUCUCUGAGCUCCACCGCCUCAUCUUCCUUGCCCAUCCUUUAGGGUUUUGCGUUGCCAAAACAAAGGACGUUAUGGACGCUGCCGUCCAGAUUGAGGCCAACGGGAGUUCUACUUCUGUACAACAGUUGUGUAUUGUAGAUGUUCCUAUUGGAAAAGUUCACAUUCUUUCUCUCUCUACCGAUUCUUCUACUCUUGCCGUCUGUAUUGCAGCAGAUGUUCAUUUCUUCUCUGUCGAUUCUCUUCUCAACAAAGAGCUAAAGCCGUCUUUCUCUUGUUCAUUGAGCGAGUCAAGUGUUUUUGUCAAGGACAUACAAUGGAGAAGGAGAUCAGAAGCUUCUUAUCUUGUUCUUUCAAAUCAUGGCAAGCUAUAUCGUGGUGCUCUUGGUUCCCCUCUUAAAGAAUUAAUGGAUAACGUAGAUGCUGUUGAAUGGAGUUUAAAGGGAAAGUAUAUUGUUGUGGCAAGAGAGAAUAUUCUCCACAUAUUUUCAUCUAAAUUCAAGGAAAGGCUGCGCAUAUCCUUACCUGUCAAGUCAUGGAUUGGUGAUUCGGAUGACAACUGCCGAGUUAAAGUGGAUUCUAUCAGGUGGGUACUUCCUGACAGCAUUGUUGUUGGAUGCUUUCAACAAACUGCUGAUGGAAGGGAGGAAAAUUACCUUCUUCAAGUAAUCAGAAGCAAAGAUUGCAAAAUUACUGAUGCUUCUUCCAAGCCAUCUGUGUUGUCAUUCUAUGACUCAUUUUAUGGUCUCAUUGAUGACAUUGUUCCCUAUGGAAGUGGGCCUUACUUGUCCUUGAGCUAUUUGGCAUCAUGUGGGCUUGCAAUUACAGCAAACAAGAAGAAUACAGAUGAACAUAUUCAGUUACUUCAGUGGUCGGUAGAAGAUGACAUGAGUGAAAUUGCAAUUGUUGACAUUGAUCGAGAUACUUGGCGUCCUAGGAUUGAACUUCAAGGUGAUUAAACUUGUUCUCUAGCCUAAGACUUUUGGGGACUCUCACAAAUAGUCAAGUAAUAACCUUGUCUUGGGGCUUUUUACGUUAAAGGGCCAAAAUAAUCAUCAUCAGUCGUUAGUAAGACUUUGAGUGAAUUUUUUGGUAGAGGACAGAACUGAGAGAAGAAAAGGAUUUUACUCUUCUAAUUCUUGUAUAUCUAUAGCCUCUAUACAAUCUCUUUAUAUAUACAAAGAUGUUUCCUGUAUUAGGAAACAAUCUAAAUAGGAAAUCAACCUAAAUUAGGAAAUGAAAUAUUCUUCAUAAUUACAAAGAUUUCAACACUCCCUCAAGUUGGUGUAUAGAUAUUACACAUGCCCAACUUGUGAACUAAAGUGUAGAUUUAAUGUGGAAAAAUAUUUUCUUCUCUUUGAUUCA